CGUUGCGGCCUUUUAGGGGAGGCGGGCCGGCGGCGCGGGUCCCACGGGGGCCGGGUUUGCUGAGGGGGCCUCGAGGGACCGCCGGGCUUUUGAGACAGCCGGCCCGGGCCCGGUGGCCGCUGCUUUUUUACCGCCUUCAGCGUGACCUUCGUUGCGUCUUUUGACCUGUCUGGUCCCAGUGUCUUCACCUACAAAAAGGGAAAGUGGUUUCUUCCUCAUCCGUUCCAGAGGCUUAAGGAGCACCGUCGGCCCUUAGUGGGCGUCAGCUUUGUGCUGUCAAGGAGAAAAACUACCAUGGCUUCCAGUUCUUUGACAAAACCUCAGAUGCGUGGCCUUCUGGCCAAGCGUCUGCGAUUUCAUAUUGUUGGAGCAUUCGUUGUCUCCUUGGGAGUUGCAGCUUUCUAUAAGUUUGCUGUGGCUGAACCAAGAAAGAAGGCAUAUGCAGAUUUCUACAGAAAUUAUGAUUCCAUAAAAGAUUUUGAGGAGAUGAGGAAGGCUGGUAUCUUUCAGAGUGCAAAGUGAUUUUGGAAUAUAAAGGCAGACUGUUCCUGAAGGAGCAUUCCAACUGCCAUAUAAUUUCUUUGGGUUGAGUUCCAUGGAAGUUUGUCACUUACCUGUGUUCCUGAACUAUGAACUACUAAUAUCUGGGCUAAGGAAUAGUUUCUCAUGAUAAAUAAACGAUUAACAAAUACUGUGGACACUAAA
Eubalaena glacialis (North Atlantic right whale) is the source of this 705-nucleotide messenger RNA. Its product is annotated as cytochrome c oxidase subunit 6C. The record is from RefSeq and is a predicted model, not a curated record. NCBI's taxonomy places the organism in Eukaryota, Metazoa, Chordata, Mammalia, Artiodactyla, Balaenidae. The transcript has 5 exons. Gene Ontology annotation, biological process: mitochondrial electron transport, cytochrome c to oxygen. Bases 295 to 522 code for a protein of 75 amino acids.